Molecule: messenger RNA, 2190 nt
Organism: Miscanthus lutarioriparius
Lineage: Eukaryota; Viridiplantae; Streptophyta; Magnoliopsida; Poales; Poaceae
Source: the annotation of a GenBank genome assembly
AUGGCCGCCGUCCACGCCGCGCUCGUCGCCGCGGUCAUCGCCCACCGCGCCAUGGCGCUGCUCUCAGACUCCGCUGGAAGCGCGUCGUCCUGGUCCCGGCACGUGGCCAUGGCGCUGGCCGACCUGACGCUGCUCUUCCUGUGGGCGCUAUCGCAGUCGGGGCUGUGGCGUCCCGUCACGCGCGCCGCGUUCCCGGACCGGCUGCUGGAGGCGGUGCCCCGCGGCGCGCUCCCGCGCGUGGACGUGCUGGUGGUGACGGCCGACCCGGACAAGGAGCCGCCGCUCGGGGUGGUCAACACGGUGGUGUCAGCCAUGGCGCUGGACUACCCCGGCGGCGCUCUCAGCGUGUACCUGUCGGACGACGCCGGGUCGCCGCUCACGCUGCUCGCCGCCAGGAAGGCCUACGCCUUCGCCAGGGCCUGGGUGCCCUUCUGCAGGAGGCACUCCGUGCAGUGCCCGUGGCCCGACAGGUACUUCGCCGGCGACGACGCCCACGACGGCGGCGGAGGCGAUCGCCGGGAGGAGAUCGCCGAGGAGAGAACAAGAGUCAAGAAAUUAUACGAGAAGUUGAAAGCGGGCAUAGAGGCGGCCAAGAAGGACGAGAGUAUUUCCGGGAGCUGGACAAAAGCAAAACGCCAGGAUCACGAUGCUUACGUGGAGAUCAUCAGUACUAAGGGAGACGGCGUCGGCGACGAUGAGGAGGAGAUGCCGGCGCUGGUGUACGUAGCCCGCGAGAAGCGGAGAGCGUGGCCUCACCACUUCAAGGCCGGCGCUCUCAACGCCCUGCUGCGCGUGUCGGGCGUGGUGAGCAACGCGGCCUACGUGUUGGUCCUCGACUGCGACAUGUCCUGCAACAACCGCGCCUCCGCCAUGGAUGCCAUGUGCUUCCUCCUCGACCGCAGCCCGCCGGCGCCGCAGAACCUCGCCUUCGUGCAGUUCCCGCAGAUGUUCCACAACCUCAGCCACAACGACAUCUACACCAACGAGCUCAGAUACAUCUUCGGGACCCGAUGGUUCGGCCUGGACGGCGUCCGGGGUCCUCUCCUCUCCGGCACCGGCUUCUACGUCAGGAGAGACGCGCUGUACGGGGCCACGCCGCCGCCCGGGAGCACAGACUUUAGCUCCAUGGAUGCCGGCGAGCUCAAGACAAGGUUCGGCCACUCCGACUGUCUCGUGGCAUCCUUACGCGGCGGUGGCGGCGGUGACCAGCAUCGUCGUCGUCUCCCCCUUGCUCCGCCAGAGCCAGAAUCCCUGGCGCGGGUGGCCUCCUGCGCGUACGAGGCGGGCACAGCCUGGGGCACCGGCGUCGGCUUCAUGUACCAGUCGGUGGUGGAGGAUUACUUCACGGGCUACCAGCGCUUCUUCUCGCGUGGCUGGACGUCCGCCUACUGCUACCCGGAGCACCGGCCGGCGUUCCUCGGCAGCGUGCCCACCAACCUCAACGACGUGCUGGUCCAGAACAAGCGCUGGAUGUCCGGGAUGCUCGCCGUCGGCGUCUCCAGGCGCCACUCCCCGCUCGCCUGCCGCCCGCUCCUCCGCGCCUCCCUGCUCCAGGCCAUGAGCUACGCCUACUUCGGCUUCGCCGCGCUCUACGCCGUCCCGGUGCUCUGCUACGCCACCCUGCCGCAGCUCUGCUUCCUCCGCGGCGUCCCGCUCUUCCCCUGCCCCGCCGCCGCCGCAGCGGCGUUCGCAUCCUCGCUGCUGCAGCACCUGGCGGAGGUGUGCGUGGCCAAGCGGAGCCUCGCGCUGCGGACGUGGUGGAACGAGCAGAGGUUCUGGGUGCUCAAUGCCAUCACCGGUCAGCUCUUCGGCUGCGUCAGCGCCGCCCAGGAGUUGCUCGGCGCGCUCGCCUUGGACUUCGACCUCACCAGCAAGGCCGCCGACGGGAGGCUGUACCAGGACGGCGUCUUCGAUUUCACGGGCUGCUCCACGCUGCUGCUCCCUGCCACCACGCUCUCCGUGCUCAACGCCGUGGCCAUCGUCGCCAGCACCUGGAAGAUGACGUCGUCAGGCGGCUUCCAAUUCGCCGGCGAGCUGCUCCCGCAGCUGUUCCUCAUGUGCUACGGCGCGGCGCUCAGCUACCCGCUGCUGGAGGGGAUGUUCCUCCGGUGGGAUGCUGCCAGGGUUCCGCCACGCAUCACCGCACUCUCGGUCGCCUUGGCAGCCGUGCUGCUCGCCGUGUUUGGAUGA